AUUCUCUCUGGCCCAGCCCAAAUAAGUCGCCUCCACUUGUCUUCCUCCCAAACGUUACCGUCGGCUAGGGUACGCGCAGUUGCUGCUCGCUCCCGCGGCUGCUGCUUCGCAGCGGCGACCUCUCCCAAUGGCGCAGAUGCAAGGGGCUGUGCCUUCUCCAGAUGUUUAUGCGCUGAGUGCAGCUGUAGUGAACCAUUCUGAACACAAGGCACGUCGUCUAUUAGGCACUGAUUGGAUAUGCGUGAAGUGUGGUAACCCUUUUCCACCAAGCAAGAAUUACCUCGCAAAUCUUCCACAUUUCAAGUGCACCUUUUGCAAUGUUGAGAAUCAGACAAGUUACUUUUGGUCAAUGGUAAAGUGUCUUGUCAAUGAUGUUAGCUUGAACUUUAAGAUCUACAAGCAACGAAACGGCGAUAUCAUGCUUAGAUAUUAUGAACGAGAAAAUGGCUAUACUCUGCUCGAAGGACCAGAAGGAGGUGAAGAUUAUUAUGUGUAUGAGAACAUGCUUAGAACGGCCUAUCUGUAUGGUAUUCCCUAUCGGCUCACAGGGUAUGAUAAAAAACUUAAUUUACCUAAGCAUUUCGCCAGAAGGCAUUUGAAGAUUAAGAGUUGGUUUCGUGUUAAGACUGAGAACAUUGAAGAAAUCACCAGGCUGCUGGCCAAUGGCAUCCCAUUGAUUGGUACCGUCACUACUGGCAAACUGUUUAGAUUCUUGGGUGCAGGCGAGAUCUAUCAUUGCCCGAUUUCUUAUGAAACUGCCCAUGCUGUAGCACUUCAUGGCUCAGGGAUGUCUGUUGGGAGGGGUGAUGGUACGCAUGGAACCUACUAUGGUUGUAGAAAUUCUCAUGGUGAUCAUGCCCAUCCCUCCUAUGAAAAGAAGGGCCUUGGAGGUGACUUCAAUGUUUGGGCAAAGGAUCUGGUAGGCCCCUAUGUGUAUGGGUUGAAUAUAGCUGAUGACGAUGAUGCUGAUCUGACGAGCACGUCUACAUCUGAACCGAAUCAGCCAAAUGACGCCAUCAGGACAGCACGUAUUAAAGCAUUUACUGGAACAUUAGACGAGCUGGAGCAAUCUGUUGGGAUCCUUGGACAGAAGUUAUUUGAUGAAAUGGGAAUUAAAACAGUUGAUCUGGAAUUUCAAUCUGGAGAGGAGGCUAAGUUUGUCAUAGAGGUCUGUGCUCAUGGAAACGGCAGGAUACCCAAAGCUGAGUGGGCUCCAUGCAAUCUCUCGAUACUUAGAAAAUAUGCAGGGAGUACAAAAGUUGAGUAUCAAGAGACUGAGCGGGAUGAAAUUAUUACUGGUGACGAGGAAGAAGAGUUUAUGGAUGAGGAUGAUGACGAGGAAGAGGAUGAGAUCGAUGACGAGGACGAGGAUGAUGACUACCUGAUGUAGCUGCAUCGCACUGAGCAUGCAUGUGCCAUAUCAGACUCCCAUAUUCUAGUGUGACAGGUCCUGUCAUUAAUCUGAAUCAAAUUAACAAUAGUAACUAACCUGCAUCAUGAACUUCGGCUGAACCAGACGAACGAUGUACCCAAUGAACUUGUAUCAUAUGGGCUAUCAGAUAUUGAGCAAUCAGCACAACUUGUGACAUAUUUACGUACUAAUAUGGCAUACACGAUGGUUGCUGGUUCUAUGUCCUGUGGAACCAUGCCUUUGAUUAGUUUUUUGGGGUAUACAUGCCUUUGACUAGUUGCUCUGAUGUCGCUAUACUACGUCAUAAACUAAUAGGCAUCUAAGUGGGACUGGAAAGCCUUGGUCGAGACACGGCCUUGUUAGACUUCUUAGGGUAGGCUCUCUUGCGUUGUGGUUGUUUUGUGAUCGUUGAGUUGGAGUGGUUCUUGCUUCUCACCGGGAUGUGGUGGGAGCUCCUUGUAUUUUAUUCUCUAUCUU
Messenger RNA from Triticum urartu, 1888 nucleotides. NCBI's taxonomy places the organism in Eukaryota, Viridiplantae, Streptophyta, Magnoliopsida, Poales, Poaceae. The record is from RefSeq and is a predicted model, not a curated record.